Messenger RNA from Emiliania huxleyi CCMP1516, 774 nucleotides. RefSeq lists its product as hypothetical. Gene Ontology annotation, cellular component: plasma membrane. The coding region runs from base 1 to 774 and encodes 257 amino acids. The transcript has a single exon. The record is from RefSeq and is a predicted model, not a curated record. Gene Ontology annotation, biological process: positive regulation of plasminogen activation. Lineage: Eukaryota; Haptophyta; Isochrysidales; Noelaerhabdaceae.
AUGCGCUCGAGCGCGGACACCGUCCGCGGCGAGGCAGAGGGCGCCAUCAAGCGGAGCAAGCUGGCAGACUUGAGAGUGCGCAAGGCGGAGCGUGACGGCGCCAUUGCGAUGCGCAUGGCGGUGCUCCGCGACCAGCUCCACUUCUCGCUCGCCUUUUACGUCUCCCUAGUCGUCGCGACGGGUCUCCGGUGCAUCCAUCGCCGCCGGCUGGAGGGGUUGCCGCUGAGCUCGCUGCCCCUGUUUGCGGGCCCAUUUAUCUUUGCGUACAACGUCGAUGCGGCAUAUGGGAACAAGGUUGAACGGCUCAACAUGGAGGCGCAGACCAUCCUGCGCACAGAGGCGCAUUGGUUCAACCAGCCGAUGAUUUUGCCUACCUUCCUUGAGCCCGAGUACCGCAAGAUGCGAGAGGAGAAUAAUCGGCGCCUACACUCAGCGGGGAUGCCGCCCGAGAGCGACUGGGCCACGUUCCGAUCAGCGAUCAGCGACGAUGAGGUGUGGCAGUUCGCAGCGCCUCUGAGCAAGCUGAUGCACGAAAGCCUCGCCGAUGACGUAAACGUGGACCCCGAGCGAGGCCUGCUAGGGUUGAUGCGCAAUCGAAUCGUCUCGAUCGUGAGGGCAGCUGAUGGGCAUGCGACCUUUACAGCACGCACCGCGCUCGACCCGCCCGACGUGACGUUGCGCACCCACGCAAGCGUCUAUGCACCUACGCAAUGGGCCGACUCGCUACCUCCCCCGCCUGAUCUCGUCCCAGACCAUCCGCGCCGCAAGGUGUAG